Pantherophis guttatus is the source of this 2706-nucleotide messenger RNA. It is a transcript of the gene GAR1, whose product is annotated as GAR1 ribonucleoprotein. Gene Ontology annotation, cellular component: box H/ACA snoRNP complex. Gene Ontology annotation, biological process: snoRNA guided rRNA pseudouridine synthesis; ribosome biogenesis. The record is from RefSeq and is a predicted model, not a curated record. Gene Ontology annotation, molecular function: box H/ACA snoRNA binding. Lineage: Eukaryota; Metazoa; Chordata; Lepidosauria; Squamata; Colubridae.
GGAACGGGAGCUGCUUCUGCGUCGCGAUCUCCUGAAAUCCCCUUGGUGUCUUCGUAGAUGAAAAGUCUCAACAUCCUUUUUGUAUUGUGGUGACCACCACACACUAGAAGAGACAAGUCUCACUGCAGUCAUUUGAAGUAGCAUUUCAGGCCACCAAAAGAGAAAGAAGACAUGUCAUUUCGAGGGAGAGGUGGAAAUAAUCGUGGUGGAUUCAGCCGUGGUGGCGGUUUCAACAGAGGAGGAAGAGGUGGUGGAAGAGGUGGAUUUGGACGUGGAGGAGGACGUGGUGGCUUUAAUAGAGGCGGUUAUGACCAAGGACCUCCAGAAAGUGUAGUUAUUCUUGGACACUUUAUGCAUCCCUGUGAAGAUGAUAUUGUUUGUAAAUGCGUCACUGAAGAAAACAAAGUACCUUAUUUCAAUGCACCAGUUUAUUUAGAAAAUAAAGAACAAAUUGGGAAAGUAGAUGAAAUAUUUGGGCAACUUAGAGACUUUUACUUUUCGGUUAAACUGUCAGAAAACAUGAAAGCUUCAUCUUUUAAAAAACUACAAAAGUUUUAUAUCGAUCCAGCAAAAUUGCUUCCUCUGCAGAGGUUUUUGCCAAGGCCUCCUGGUGAGAAAGGAGCCCCAAGAGGUGGGCGAGGUGGAAGAGGAGGGCGAGGAGGACGAGGUGGAGGAGGUAGAGGCUUUGGAGGUGGCCGAGGUUUUGGAGGUGGCCGGGGUUUUGGAGGUGGCAGAGGUGGUGGAGGCUUCAGAGGAGGACGAGGUAGAGGUGGUGGCCGAGGAUUUAGGGGAAGAGGAUACUGAGUGGAGCUGCUGGAAAUUUAUGGCUUCAUUAGUGAAAUGUAAAGAGAAGACUUCUUAUGAACUUGAAUGCUACAAAAUGGAAACAAUUUUAAGCAUACAGUUAGCUGAAGGAGAAAAGUGUUACCAUGCCAAAAGUUCAUAGGUUUCUUUUAAUAUGCAACAGUUUUAAGGAGAACUACAGAUAUCUGACUUGCAAUCUAUGUCAUUAUUUGGAGACAUUAAGUGGAAGGUUAUUCUUAAACUUUUUUAAAGGGACUGUUUUUAAUGUCAAGAAUUUAUCCUCUUAUAUCGUCAGUGAAACUAAGUAACAGCUUUAAAAGGUAUCUACUUUAAAAUGUCAAAUAAAAAUCUUUUGGAUUUCUGGUAGUUGAUUUUAAAUUAGUAAUUUAUAGAUCCACUCUGAAUGUAUCAAAACAUCUUAAUUAGUUCCAAUAGAAAAGAUACGUUUAGUUCAGGGUUGAACUGUGGAGUCCUUGGUGCUCUUUGAAUUGCUUGUUUACUUGCAGAUUUCUUAUUACCCAGCUCAGUUACAUUAUCAGGGCACUGAUGAUGUUAUGUAGUUGGUGACCCAGCCUUAACAAGUAAUGAUAAGCUGCUUACUCACAAAUAAACACAAACCCCUUUUCAAACAGAAUAGGAACAGUCUUUUAUUCACGUUGUUAAUAAAAAAACCAAACAUAUUUAGUCCCAGCAGAUGUGGUUCUGGCAUAGAAAUCCGAAUUGUUUGCUGUAUCCUAAAAAUGAACGGUUGUAUGAGACAACCGGCCACUCCCAAACCCCUACUAUUUAUUUCCCAGAAUGGGAGGGUCUGGCUAGCAUCCACAUCUGCUUUUCCCUGAGAGCCGGCUUAUUGUUUUCCUUUGCUCUCCUCUCUUUUCCUUUCUGCGCAUACAUACAUCUGGGAUGGGCCCCAUCUGUUCUUCCCCUCACUCAGAUCCAGACCCCGAAAAUGGCUGCCUCUCCACCUGGGGGAGGAUGGAAGGCCCUGGCUUUGCCUCUGUAUCUGAUGCUGUUUCCUUAUCAGAGCCUUCCAAAGGCUUCGAAGCUGGCUCAGCCUCUUCCCUCCAUCUCCUCCUCGUCUGACUCUGCAGCUAGCUCUGCUGGCAGCCGACGGGCCACAACAGUUGGGUAACGCAAUGUUUCAGGCAAACAAACUCAGAGAGUACCAAGGAUUCCAAAUCUAAAUUAGUUUUUUAGUUUUUAGUUUACUUUAUUGUCAUUGCACCUCGUACAACGAAAUUAAAUGCCAUCUUCAGUUGGGAUUUCAAUUAGGAUUUGAAAUAUAAUAUUUUAGCAUUUCUAGUUGCAGCGGCCAAUAAUGUUUUACAGAAUAAUGCUCAAAGGUCAUAACUUCCAUUUGUUUGAUGCUGAAUGUGAGAUGAAGAUGACUAUAUCUUGUAUUUAGCUCUCUGGUUUAAAUGUCAAAAUGACAAAAUGUAAAAAAGUAUCAUCACUAUAUGUGAUGUUUGAUUAUCCAGAAAAAUUUAUAUAACAGGCUUUAAGACAAACAGAAAAUUAAUUCACAACUUGAUUGGCUGAACAAAUUCUUCAGCGACCCCUUUAUGAACUGAUUGAAACAUACCUCCAAAUUUGUUAUUAAUUAAAUUAAUAAAUUAAAACAGCUGGGUUUCUGAAAGGCUUAGUGGAUGCUUUUCUUGUUUCCGGUAUAUAAGAUACUUUUGAGAAGUAUUAUCUGUAGUUUCCUGAAGAAAGAAUUUUCCAGACUGCUUUUUUUUUUUCUAUUCAAGCUCUGCCAUGCGAAAUGUUUCUUGGUCUGUAACAUUAGGAAAUGUAUAAUGUGCUGUCUGUAUAUAUGAGUGGAUCUCUGGUGCGCAUAAGGUAUCCCAUGUGCAUUUUAUACUUACAGAUCUUCUGAAUUUUGAAAAUAAAUUAUUUGUAAGA